AUGGAUCAUCAAUCCGAUAUGGGUGCUUACGGAGAAAAUUCUAAUGUGAAAAAUAGCGGGAAUUAUAUUACUAUAAUUCCUGUAGACUACUCAAGGCGGGGAUAUCCUAUUCAAGCUGAAUAUCAAUAUAAUGAAUUCAGAUCUCGUGAAGAAUAUUAUAGCGUACAGAGUCAAAAACUUCAAGCAGAAGUAAACGCUCACUUGUAUUCGGUCUCGCAGAGGUUACCGCAUCUAUCGUACAGUCCCUUGGGGCGUCACAAUGAAUGGGACAAGCAUGACUCUCACAAACCAUUACCGGAUUCGAAGGAGAGCAACUCUUCGGACUCACUCGAGAAGAGUGUUAUGGGUUCAAAUCUCAGUAGUUGUUCCAAUCAAACAGGAUCAAGUAGCAUUGCGGCAGGUUCCUUUAGCACUACGGAACCUAUCACGAGCGGCGGUAGUUCAUCGAGUGCCAUAUCACCUCCUCUGCCAGGAUCGUCUGGCAGCACGGUUUCCUCGUCCAGCAGCACAUCCAAUCCGGUAACCUGCGUCUACUUGAUGUCCCGAACUGCUAUCAUGGUUGAGAUGAGUUCGGAGGAGGUACCCUCAUGUGUGACAGCAGCAAGAUUCCUAAAUGCAGUGUUGAACACAGAGGAGUUGGGACUGAGUACUCCGAGUGCCAGAAGUUUGGCUACAAACGUUUUUGCCUUGUGGAUGUCCAGUCCACUACUUGAAAUUCAAUUAAAACCACACCACUGCCCGUGGCGUAUCUGGUCCAGCUGGCAGAAGUUACUACAACGAUAUGGACAUGGAUCGGAAUCUCGUCGAUCGAAGGACCAACCAGUUUUACGACUUCAGAGAAAUGUUUUCUUUCCUAGACACUUGGAAGAGGGAAUCAAAGAUUCCCGAAUACAGGAGUUAUUAUACGAGGAGGCUCGUCAUAACGUGGUGACUGGGAGGUAUCCCCUGGAAAGUUCACAGGCAGUUAUGUUGGGUGGACUGCAGGCUAGGAUACAGUUGGGACCUUACGAUCCUCAUCGACACACUGCUAAGUACUUUAGGGAGCACCAGCAGCUGUACCUGCCGCGGCACGCGCGCUCGGGGCGCUGGGCGCGCGCGCUGGCGGCGGGCCGCAAGGGCAGCGCGGAGGCGCGCCUGCUGGAGCACGCGCAGCGCCCGCCCGCCGCGCCGCCGCGCAAGCUGCGCCACAAGUACCUGGCGCACGUGCGCGCGCUGCCCACCUACGGUGCGGCAUUCUUCCAAGGUCAGAUCGAGCAACCAGUCAGAAGUCUCACAAGUUUACUGACACACGAAGACAUUCCAGUACUGGUCGCUGUAAACUCUAAUGGAAUUUACGUUAUCGAUGAUACAGAGAGUACGGUGCUCCUAGGAUUGUUGUACGAAGAAUUGUCUUGGGACAUUGGACUCCCAUCCGACGACAAUGAGGAUUGCUUGCCGUGUCUCUUCUUGCAGUUUAUGGUGGUCGAGAAUGGGUUACGUGUAUCUAAAAUAUUACAGGUUUUCUCUAAGCAAGCAAUAAUGAUGGAUACGCUGAUCGAACAUUUUGCUGGUGAAUACAGGAAGAGACUUGGACAAGAGACACCGAGUGAUCACGCGAACUACGAUUACCAUUCCGAUUCGGGCAGUAUCUCCCUGCCGCCGCUGUCCCGGCCGGACUCCCCGCAGCGCCGCCUGGCCAACAAGCUGUCGCGGCUGGCGCUGGCCACGCACGACGGGCGCGGCCACCUGCUGGGCGGCGCGGGCGACUGGCACGGCGCGCUGCACCACCGCCAGCCCGCCUGGAUCCUGCCCAAGCACUAGCUGGCCCACCACACUCGCGGUCCAGCCUUAGACUACCAGACAAUGAACCUGCCCAAGCACUAGCUGGCCCACCACGGGCGCGGUCCAGCCUUGAUACACACUACCGGACAAUGAAAUUUCUACAGCAAAGAAUUAUCGAUAAUUGUCAACUGCAAAAAUAGCGUAUUAGUCCGUUAGAUCUCCAGGAUUUCUUUCGUUCGUAUGAUGGUGUGUUCCCAGCUGCCUGCCUUUUUUUUUCAACGUGGGGAAAAUGUUAUGUCAGACUUUUACUGACCAAAAAGCACCACGUGUCCGCAGUUGUCCGCCUAGGUGGGGCGAGAUGGGGUCGCGCUAGCAUUCGCGACAUGUCUCUUAGCUACCCUUUUUAAAUCCAUCAUGGAUACCCUCCAGCGCGGGGGCGCCAGAGGGUUGUGUGAGACUUUUACUGACCAAAAAGCACCACGUGUGCUCAGUCAUCCGUCUGGAUGGGGCGAGAUGGGGUCAUGCUAGCAUUCGCCACCAGUCCCCCAGCUACCCUAUCUCAGCUGUUAACUAAUUGAGAUUCAGUAGUCUGCAUUCACAACAUAUGCAAUUUUAUUUCAAUAACUUAAGAAUAACAAACAUGUGGAAGAAGAUGACAAAA
This is a messenger RNA of Melitaea cinxia (Glanville fritillary), 2422 nucleotides long. It is a transcript of the gene Bili, whose product is annotated as FERM domain-containing protein 8. The coding region runs from base 1 to 1800 and encodes 599 amino acids. Gene Ontology annotation, biological process: negative regulation of canonical Wnt signaling pathway. The transcript has 12 exons. Gene Ontology annotation, cellular component: cytoskeleton; plasma membrane. NCBI's taxonomy places the organism in Eukaryota, Metazoa, Arthropoda, Insecta, Lepidoptera, Nymphalidae. The record is from RefSeq and is a predicted model, not a curated record.